Molecule: messenger RNA, 881 nt
Organism: Archocentrus centrarchus (flier cichlid)
Lineage: Eukaryota; Metazoa; Chordata; Actinopteri; Cichliformes; Cichlidae
Product: zinc finger protein Gfi-1b-like
Exons: 3
Coding region: 585-881 (98 amino acids)
Source: RefSeq, a predicted model, not a curated record
UCUAAGUGUUUAAUAUUGAUCUUGCAGUAUUAAAUCUCUUUGAAGUUGAUACAAAAGAAAGAAAAAUUAAAAAAAAUGACUAAACUUUGAAAUGUGUUGUUAUCUUGUUUUUUUAUGUUUAAUUUUACAAGAUUGGAAACUGUUUUUGUUUGUAAAACUUGUUUUUUUAAGUGCAAUGGGUUUGCAUGGUUUUAGCAAGCAAGUCAGGUUGCUGUUCAAGCAAAUAUAACUUAGACAUGCUAUGUCAGCUUAAUUUCGAUAAGUAUGUUAUAUGGACCAAACUGAAUACAUUUCACAUGCAAUAAUUUAGUAGAUUUAAAAUGUAAUUCUGAGUAGUCUUUACUAAGUCAAGAGUACAUCUAAAGUAAGUUAUCAAGUACCUGUUACUUGAUUGUUUUAGUUGCUUAAACUCAUGUGUAAGUGUACUCUACAAAGGAAGCACUAGUUAGUACAACUUAAAAUACAUAGUUCUCUGUACUUGUCUUUUUAAGUGCAAUCAGUUUGCAUGUUUUUUUUUUUAAAGUAAUCAUAACUAAUUGGAUUUUACAGUAUAUGUUAUAUGUGCAUUUUUUUGCAGCAUCAAGAUGCCGCGAUGCUUCAUGGUGAAAGUCAGAAAGCCCUUCAGGCCGAAACGCAAAGAUGAGCCGAAGGCCGUGUUUUGCGAAGAGCAGCCACUCAACAAACACCAUUCCCCAACCUCGAGCCUCUUCAGCUGUGUCACUUGUGAAAAGGUUUAUUCAACAGCUCACGGACUUGAGGUCCAUGUUAGAAUGUCCCACAGGGGGAAUGCACUCUUCCCCUGUGGACUCUGCGAUAAAUCUUUUGGCCAUGCUGUGAGUUUGGAGCAGCACAUGAACAUCAGUGAAGCAACAUUUCAGUGA